This is a messenger RNA of Pisolithus orientalis, 204 nucleotides long. RefSeq lists its product as uncharacterized. The transcript has a single exon. Lineage: Eukaryota; Fungi; Basidiomycota; Agaricomycetes; Boletales; Pisolithaceae. The record is from RefSeq and is a predicted model, not a curated record. The annotation marks the transcript as partial.
CUUGGGGUCAUUGCGUGUGAAGUAACCUGUUUCGUCAUGGGCUGCGGCAUGCUCCUGUUUGCCCACACCGAGCCAGCCGCCCGUGGCCACCGUGAAGACCACAUCCUCAUCUCCACCGACAAAAUAGCCCUGUUGAGAGGUGAUGAAGGUACCGUCAAUUCUGUCACACAUGGCAGGUUCUCGCUGCAUUUCCCACACACACCA